Molecule: messenger RNA, 1343 nt
Organism: Copidosoma floridanum
Lineage: Eukaryota; Metazoa; Arthropoda; Insecta; Hymenoptera; Encyrtidae
Gene: mRpL37
Product: mitochondrial ribosomal protein L37
Biological process (GO): translation
Cellular component (GO): mitochondrion; ribosome
Molecular function (GO): structural constituent of ribosome
Source: RefSeq, a predicted model, not a curated record
CAAACACUCACGGUAUAACCUCAUGUGUGUCAGACAGAUUAUCUUUAUUUAUAUUAAUUUUACAUAACUUCUAAACAAAAUGAGGUUAUCGCAAAUACUGUAUAAGCAACACAUUGGUCGUCAAACGCGACUCAUGUGGUAUUUACAGGGUAAAAGAACCCCUGUAGAGACUUUAACAGAAAAGACUUUGGCUGCAAAAGGAAUUCAAGUAUUAGACCCAGAAGAUGUAUUGAAAAAACCACAUGGCAAGCCUAAAUUCGACUUUACAUCAUUGAAUCUUUUGGAGAAGAGACCACCAACUCGUGAUAAAAACCAUCCAGAUUGGCAUGACAGACCGUGUUUGACUUACAAAGAUAAUGAUUUGUUGACAUUAGGACUGCCACAAGCUCAAGACAUAACUAAAACUGUUGUCUUUGAAAAUCAGCUGCCCGAAGCUGUGGAAUCACUAAUAGAAGAUAUCCCAGAAGAGUAUCAUAAUUUAGCCCAAAAAACAAUAAAAACGUCUGUUAUAUUUGAUGCUCAUCAAGAACUAUUACCUAAAGUCAAAGACCCUAACAGACCAGCCUUUAAUUUUCCAAGAUUAAUGGGAAUAACAGAUGUUAGAAAAAUAAGCAAUUUAAGUAAAAAAUUAAUCCAACUUUGUGAGUGCAUAAAUGGACCAGAAGUUUCAGAAACUAGAAGUAUGCUAGAUAAUGUCUUAUUGAGUUUUCCUUUUGAAAGAGAAUUCGAUUUGCAUCAGUUUGUAUUGACAAUGGAUAUGAUGUUGAUGUGUGAAAAACCUCUGACACCAAGUGGACAUUUCAAUGAAGAAGUUAUCAAUAGUAUGGAAAUUCCAAAUUUACACCCCCUACAUUGUUCUAUUGGUCUUGAUGAAGAAAACAUAUACAAGCUAAAUAAUUUUCAUCCAUUAGUCUCAGGAUACCACAAGAGUCAUAUACAUACCAUCAUUGCAUACUAUGAUCCAUCAAAAGUUAAACACAAGUCAGAAUUAUCAUCCACAGAAUCUCAAACACUUGGUAGAGCUUUACUUAAAGCGUUCACUGCUGCUGCAAGCUCAGCUAGACAAAGGUUUGGUCUGGAUGUAAAAGAACUUCCUGAACCAAUUACUGUACAGUGCAUUCAUUCAGAUGGAAAAUGGUUUUAUUUUUCUGUUUAUCAGUUAAAUACUUUGGAUAUUGAAGGGAAAAACGGUAUUAAAAACUACUAUUGGAUGCUGCCAAAACUUGAUCUUUAUAAAGUAGGUGGUUAUGUUAGAGGAACACCCGUUCUGGAGGGUUACAACCCAGAAGUACUAAAAACAAUGUUAGCUUUUUACAGAAAUAAUUGAUACUUUUUUAAAAAUG